GGGAUUCAAUCUCCCUAAUUCUAUCUCUCUCUAUCUCGUAUAUAUCCCUAAUUGCCAGCUUAAUUAAUUACAGAGAAAGUUCAAUUCAUCAAGGAGAGCAGCCACAAUGGUUCGGACGAUGUUGCGUGUCGUCUUCGUCCUCUUGAUGACAAUCGAAGUAGUCCUAGCACUGGUAAAGCUGCCCCCUAACGAGACAGUGCCGGCAGUGAUUGUGUUUGGGGACUCCAUUGUGGAUGCAGGGAACAACAAUCAGCUCAGGACGCUCGUCAAGUGCAACUUCGCACCUUACGGGAUUCGUUUCAAAGGCGGGACUCCCACCGGACGGUUUUGCGAUGGCAAAAUCCCGUCCGAUCUUAUAGCCGCAGAAUUGGGCAUAAAGGAUAUCGUCCCGGCAUAUCUAGAUCCGAAUCUGAAGAAGGAAGAUCUCGCCACGGGAGUAACCUUCGCUUCCGGGGGCACGGGAUACGACCCCUUGACCUCCAAAAUAGUGUCCGUGCUAUCAUUAACAGAUCAACUAGAACUUUUCAAGCAGUACAUUGGGAACCUGACUGCAUUCGUCGGAGAGAAGAAGGCAAACACGAUAUUAGGCCAGACCCUGUACCUAGUUGUAGCCGGGAGCGAUGACAUUGCGAAUACGUACUUCACAGCUCGUUUCAGGAAAUUCCAGUACGAUGUGUCCGGCUAUGCCGGCUUAAUGGUCGAAUCUGCUUCAAGCUUCUUGAAGGAGCUCUAUGCACUCGGGGCACGGAGGAUUGCAGUGUUCAGUGCACCACCGAUUGGGUGCGUGCCGGCACAGCGGACAUUGGCAGGGGGAACAAUUCGAGGCUGCGCGGAGGAUUACAAUGACGCCGCUCGGACGUUCAACGCCAUGCUCUCCUCCAAGCUUGACUCCCUCAACAAACAGCUGCCCCACAGCAAGAUGGUCUACAUCGAUGUCUACAAGCCGCUUCUUGAUCUCAUUAUGAAUCCAAUGGAUCACGGCUUCGCUUAUGCGGACAAGGGGUGCUGUGGCACGGGCAAUAUUGAGGUGGCAAUACUGUGUAACAAAUUGGAGCCGUACACGUGUACAGAUUUGUCCGAUUAUUUGUUCUUCGACAGCUACCACCCAACCGAGAAGGCAUACAAGACACUGAUCACUCCCCUCAUCAGGAAAUAUUUGAAUAAGUUUUUCUAAUUGUUUUGUUUAACCGUGCAAUAAUGAAAACCCGAGAUCAAUCGAUCAUUCGAUAUAAGUUAUGAUUUUGGGAUACUGUCGAUAUUGCUAGAAGAUGCAGUUGCAAAAAGAAAGGAUUCAAAUUGUCAUAUCGAGGAACUUAUGAUGUAUUAACUUAUGGGCACUUUUUUUUUCUUUUGUUACAUAGAGAGGUCUAUAAACUUAAUUACAACAGUCUCUUUUUUUUUCGGAUA
This is a messenger RNA of Punica granatum (pomegranate), 1407 nucleotides long. The record is from RefSeq and is a predicted model, not a curated record. NCBI's taxonomy places the organism in Eukaryota, Viridiplantae, Streptophyta, Magnoliopsida, Myrtales, Lythraceae.